Messenger RNA from Cynocephalus volans (Philippine flying lemur), 1443 nucleotides. It is a transcript of the gene SFRP4, whose product is annotated as secreted frizzled related protein 4. Gene Ontology annotation, cellular component: cytoplasm. Gene Ontology annotation, biological process: canonical Wnt signaling pathway; non-canonical Wnt signaling pathway. NCBI's taxonomy places the organism in Eukaryota, Metazoa, Chordata, Mammalia, Dermoptera, Cynocephalidae. The coding region runs from base 104 to 1129 and encodes 341 amino acids. The transcript is spliced from 6 exons. Gene Ontology annotation, molecular function: Wnt-protein binding. The record is from RefSeq and is a predicted model, not a curated record.
GAGAGCCUCUCCUGCGCCCCACAGGACUUCCCCCUCGGAGAAGGCGCGGCGACAGACUAGGGGGACGGGAAGAAAAGGGGCGGCAGCGCGGGAGGGCAGCGCCAUGCUCGUCGCCGUCCUGGGGGCGCUGUGCCUGUGGCUGCGCCUGGCGCUGGGCGUGCGCGGUGCGCCCUGCGAGGCGGUGCGCAUCCCCAUGUGCCGGCACAUGCCCUGGAACAUCACGCGGAUGCCCAACCACCUGCACCACAGCACGCAGGAGAACGCCGUGCUGGCCAUCGAGCAGUACGAGGAGCUGGUGGACGUGAACUGCAGCGCCGUGCUGCGCUUCUUCCUCUGCGCCAUGUACGCGCCCAUCUGCACCCUGGAGUUCCUGCACGACCCCAUCAAGCCGUGCAAGUCGGUGUGCCAGCGCGCGCGCGACGACUGCGAGCCGCUCAUGAAGAGGUACAACCACAGCUGGCCCGAGAGCCUGGCCUGCGACGAGCUGCCCGUGUACGACCGCGGCGUGUGCAUCUCGCCCGAGGCCAUCGUCACCGACCUCCCGGAGGACGUGAAGUGGAUAGACAUCACGCCAGACAUGAUGGUGCAGGAGAGGCCUCUUGACGUCGACUGUAAACGCCUGAGCCCGGAUCGAUGCAAGUGCAAAAAGGUGAAGCCGACUUUGGCAACAUAUCUGAGCAAAAACUACAGUUAUGUUAUUCAUGCCAAAAUAAAAGCUGUGCAGAGGAGUGGUUGUAAUGAAGUAACGACAGUGGUGGAUGUAAAAGAGAUCUUCAAGUCUUCCUCACCCAUCCCUCGCACUCAAGUCCCGCUCAUUACCAACUCCUCCUGCCAGUGCCCACACACCCUGCCCCAUCAGGAUGUCCUCAUCAUGUGUUAUGAGUGGCGCUCCAGGAUGAUGCUUCUUGAAAAUUGCUUAGUUGAAAAAUGGAGAGAUCAGCUUAGUAAACGAUCCAUACAGUGGGAAGAGAGGCUGCGGGAGCAGCGGAGAACAGCUCAGGACAAGAAGCCAACGGCCGGGCGCACCAGCCGCAGUAAUCCCCCCAAACCAAAGGGAAAGCCGCCUGCUCCCAAGAAGAACGUUAAAGCCAGGAGUGCCCAAAAGAAAACAAACCCGACAAGAGUGUGAGCUCACUGAUUUCCAAGACGGAGACUUCCCUCCGGGAUGAGGCCGGGAAUCCCGGGACAGCCCAGGUAGGGCCAUGCGCCCCUCACCUUCGCAGCUCACUGCAGCACUCUGUUUUCUUCAUGAUAUGCUUCCAUUUUUCUCUGUAAGCCACAACAAGCCGUAGAGGCAAGUUUGCCCUUUGAUAUGGAAGGUGUACUGAAGCCGGGUGGGAAAGCUGAUGGCAUUCAGAGUGGCCGGUGUAAGAGCCCCACGGGGGGAAAAUGUGCUUUGCACCAUUUGACCUAAUAUGUGCGUUGCAACAUAAAUGCCAUACU